This is a messenger RNA of Penicillium riverlandense, 2940 nucleotides long. RefSeq names its product glycoside hydrolase family 115 protein. NCBI's taxonomy places the organism in Eukaryota, Fungi, Ascomycota, Eurotiomycetes, Eurotiales, Aspergillaceae. The transcript has 5 exons. The record is from RefSeq and is a predicted model, not a curated record. Bases 1 to 2940 code for a protein of 979 amino acids.
AUGUUUGAAACGAAAUUCGUGGUUCGUGAGCCCCAGCCAGGUAGCUUGCGUCUGGUUGGUUGCCCAAUCAUCGUCGAUGGGGAUGAUUUCGAGGGAAUUCACAUCGCUGCGAAGACACUGUCAGACGACUUUGCCAGAGUCACCAGAGGCCAGCCUAACCCCUUGGUGCACAGCACGUCGCCCCUGUCAAUCACUAAGAAUGCCAUCAUUAUUGGCAGCCUAACCAAGUCAUCCAUUGUCAAAUCCCUCGUCCAACAGCAGAAACUAGACGUGUCUGCUAUUCAGGACAAAUGGGAGUGCUUCACCACUCAGCUGGUUUCUCAUCCCUACAAAGGUUGCGAUAAAGCACUUGUUAUCGUCGGGAGCGACAAGAGAGGCACCAUAUUUGGGAUUUACACCCUCUCUCAGCAGAUUGGGGUUUCUCCAUUCCAUUUCUGGUCUGACUUGCCAGUGGAUUACACGACCGAGCUCCACGCGUUAGACGUCGCAACUCGCGAUGGUCCUCCUACCGUGAAGUACCGAGGAAUCUUCAUCAAUGAUGAGUCGCCAUGUCUUACCGGAUGGGUCGAGGAGAAUUUUGGACCCAAAUACAACUCGGAAUUUUACAAAAAAGUCUUCGAGCUUCUACUGCGAUUGAAGGCAAACUUCAUGUGGCCUGCGAUGUGGAACCAUCCGGGUCAGAGUUUCUUCGUCGAUGAUCCUCUUAAUCAGAAGACAGCCGACGCCUACGGCAUAGUCAUGUCAACCUCCCACCAUGAGCCCAUGCAGCGAGCCAGCAACGAAUGGUUCCGCGAUCCGUACAACCAGCCGGAAGGGAGCUGGUCCUGGCACGCGAGCAAGCCUGAGAUCACGAAGUUCUUCCAGGAGGGUGCCGAGCGGGCUAGGCCGUUUGAGAGUGUUCUCACCCUCGGUAUGAGAGGACGAGGCGAUCAGGUACUUGUUGCCGAUGAGGUUUCGUCGACUCUACGGGAAGUCCUCGAUACUCAGCGAUCCAUCAUCAAAGACGUAUACGGAAGUGAAACUGGCGAAAACCAGGUUCUCGCAUUAUAUAAGGAAGUGCUCACGCAAUACGACGCGGGGCUCGAAGUACCCGAGGAUAUCACUCUGCUUCUCGCAGAUGACAAUCAAGGAAGCCUUCGUCGCGUGCUAAUUGGCAACGAGAAGAACCGAUCAGGACGAGGAGGAGUCUAUUAUCAUUUCGAAUUCGUUGGUCAUCCACGAAGCUAUAAGUGGCUGAAUAGCAAUUCUUUAUCCAAGGCGUGGCAUCAACUCGACCAUGCCUACAGCAACGCUUGCGACCGGAUCUGGAUCUUCAACGUGGGCGACAUCAAGCCGAUGGAAGUGCCUCUGAGCUGGGCCAUGAUGAAAGCAUGGAACACCCAUGCAUUAGAGCCCUCGCAAAUUCCAGUCUUCUUCGACAGGUUCAUUGCCGACAAUUUCUUGAAUCUUCGUCCCGAGGACGCCAAGGAAUGCUCGCAGCUUUUAUUCGAAUACGAUCAGCUGAUGGGCCUCGGAAAGCACGAGUGUAUUGAGGAUGAUACAUUCUCCGUCAUGUACUAUGAUGAGGCGGACAUUGUGCUGCAAAGGUGGUCUGAUCUUUUAGGGCGAGCAACUCGAGUCCACGAGAGAGCGUCGCGCGAGCUGAAGCCCGCUGUCUACCAAUUGAUCUUGCAUCCGAUCAAAGCGACGCAAAUCUACAUCGCCUUAAGAGUGACAUUGGGUAAAAAUAAGCUCUAUGCACUACAGCGUCGUUCAGUAGCCAACAAGUACGCAAAAGAAGUCUUACAGCUCUUCGAGGCCGACUUUGAUCUGUCGAUCGAAUACCACGAGCUGCUCGGCGGCAAGUGGAAUCACAUCAUGGACCAACCGCACUACGGCAACCGAUGGGAUCAAGAUAUAGCUCCUUUCCGAGACAUGGUUCCUGGAUUGUGCUACGUACAAACCCGUCAGAAGGCGAGUCAUAUCGUCGGAUCAAUGGGGGUGGCCGUGGAGGGCCAUGCCGGUUAUCGUUCGGGGCUUUGCUGUGAGGAACACGAGCUAACCCGGCCAUCUCGAGCCGAUAGAAUACCUUCCGUCACAACAAGUCCAUUGGAGCCAUUGGGCAACGCAUCAAGAUGGUUCGAGCUAUACUCGCAUAGCACAGAACAACUUCAUUGGACGGCCAAGAUCAAGUCUGUAAGCGCAGACUGGUUGAAAAUCACGAAGUCUGCGGGUUUUCUUCGACCCGAGGAUGAGGCUACUCGUAUCUAUGUCUUUGUGGCGGACUGGUCAUUGGUGUCUGAUUCAUACAACGACGAGGUCCUCAUAGAGAUUCGCUCGGACCAGGGCGAUUUCGAGUACGUUCACGUACCUAUCAUCAAGCGUCAGGCACCUCCUGUCGGUUUCACAGGAUCUGUCGAAAGCGACCGUCACGUUUCCAUCAGCGCAACGAAUUUCGAUAAGAGUGACAGCGGUACAUACACCAUCAACAAAUACAUAGGUCGAACCGGCGCUGGCGGCGUCCUGUUGGCACGGCCACCUACCGACCUGGAUAAACUUGACUUCCUGUGUUAUUCGUUCUUCACAUACACGCCCGCGCCCGAAGUAACGGUGAUUCUCUAUUUCACCAUGACGUUCAACACCGACCCGAAAAAUCCGCUCAAGUACGACAUUCGGCUAGACGAGGAUGUUGACUCUGCGCUUGCGUCAACCUCCUACCGCCUGGUCCCAGACGCACCAAGACCUGGCGAACUUCCUCCUGGAGACUUGCCGGACGGCUGGAUGGAAGAGUGUCCUAGGUUGGUGUGGACGAGGAAACAUACAAUCAACCUGUCGGAGGUUGGAACUCACACCUUGAAGGUCCGGUUGAGGAAUUCUAAUUGUAUCUUGGAGAAGGUCGUGAUAGAUCUGGGUGGUGUACAUCCAAGCUACCUUGGGCCGCCAGUAAGCAAAACCGUUUAG